This is a messenger RNA of Morchella sextelata, 1743 nucleotides long. RefSeq lists its product as uncharacterized. NCBI's taxonomy places the organism in Eukaryota, Fungi, Ascomycota, Pezizomycetes, Pezizales, Morchellaceae. Gene Ontology annotation, molecular function: RNA binding. The transcript has a single exon. Bases 1 to 1743 code for a protein of 580 amino acids. The record is from RefSeq and is a predicted model, not a curated record.
AUGCCUCCACCUCAUCCUCCCUUUCAUCUUCUACCUCUUUCUCCACCUCGUCCUCCUCCUCCACCACCACCAAAUAAAGUCCUCUACGUUGGCAGUCUCCUUUCCGAUACCAAUUCUGCCGGCUUAAACAAGUAUUUCUCUGAAGUUUACAACCUUCUCGACUCACAGCCAGGCUUGAUACGUGUGAAGAUUCUUCUCAACCACAACCAAACAGAAGCCUACGCCCUUGCCUACUACGAGACCGUAGAGAACGCUACCGCUGCAAUGAAAGAUCUCAAGAACGCAAAGACUCCGGGAACCCAGAGGCCUCUCCAAGUGACAUAUGCAACAUCUCCCAAGACCAGUCUUACUACUGAGCUCCCUGGUGUGGCUCAAAACCUCGCAGGGAACAGACCUUCCAACACAAGAUCUCAGACUUCCAGGAGAGGUGGGCCUCAAUCUGAUAUUUCUCUACCAGAAUGGACUCCGAAUACUAGAGGUCCCGGAUUGCUUGGUGAUAGACCACUAUCCGUUAUCGCCCCACCAGAGCAGACUCCGAAUGUUAGAGGUCCCGGGUUGCUUGGUGAUAGAGAGUUUGUCCCCGGUAACUAUAACAUCACUGGAGAUAGGCCGCUCGCUCAUUCUGCCACCACGCUUGGAGAUAGCAAAUAUGCUCCUGUCAUGCAUGAAAUGCCAGGAUUUUCUUCUGGUCCUGUGGACGACAAGAAGGUGAUCGAGUUCAAAAGAAAGAAACCCGAACAGGAAGAGGAGCUCAAGAAGAAGGAACUCUGGGAGAACGAACUCAGGCAGAAGGAGCAGGAGCUCAAGAAGAACGAGCUUAGGCAGGAGGAGCUCAGGCAGAAGGAGAAAGAGUUCAUGCAGAAGGAGCUCAGGCAGAAGGAGCUCAGGCAGAAGGAACUCAGGCAGAAGGAUGAGGAGCUCAAGCAAGAGGAGCUCAAGGGGAAGGAGCUCAGGCAGAAGGAGCUUAAGGAGAAGGAGCUCAGGGUGAAGAGAAAUGAGUCUAAGAAACUUCAGGAGCUUAUCAAGGAGAAGCAAAACGACGCAUUGCUUAAUAAACAAAUACUGGAAAGCCUUGGAAAAAGCGAAUCAAAGAAAGAGCUCGGGGAGGCCACACGCAAGGAGGGAGGACUACUUAAGACAGAACUUACAACAAACAGUAUCCAAGGGCUCAGAGAAAAGGAACUUAAGCAGAAUCCCCUCCAAGAAGAGUUGAAAAAAAAGCACCAAGUACUCAUUGAUAAGAAGUGUGCAGCGCUAGUGAUUGCAGGGGAGAAGGCCGCUAAUGAGGUUGAUGCUGGGAGAAAGACGCGCAAGGAAAUCAAUGAGAUGGUGCUCAGAGAAAAGCCUGCUUAUGAGGAACGUAAGCAGAAACCUAAAGCAAAGUACCAGGCCGAGGGCCCCGUCCUUGAACAGGAGGGUCUUAUGAAGAGAAUCGGUGAUAUCGAACGUAUACAGGGAAACAUUCGACAUGAGCUGAGCGGAAACAUCAGUCUCACGGAUAGAUUGAUGCUACUUAGUGCGAAAGGGCCCAAGCAGAUGACGGUUGAAAAGAAUCCGCACGUUCAAGAAGAAAUCCAAGUCAAAGAAAUAACCAACAUCGCAAUUACCCCCAACACUAGCACCUCAAAUUUUAUGCGCCCCGCAACAACUUUGACAGACGGAGAAACGGGAAAAAUGCUUGAGAUAUCGAUGGGCAUGGAGGAGUUUGGUAUAACUGAGGAGGAGUGGGAUGAUGCGUUCUAG